AAUAAGUAAACGGGCAGCUUUUGAAGGUUGACUGACAGUAUAUAAGAGCAGCUCUUGUUCAUGAUCUCUACACAGAAGCAAGAAGGAGCUCUCACCUGCAGGUUUCUCAGUCCGUCGUCUUCAACUUCUGCACCAUCUUCCUGGCUAAGAUGCUGACUGUGACUUUAGUUCUUUGUGCAAUGGUGGCACUGGCUACAGCUGACGAUGCAGCUGCCAGCCAUACUGAUACUCAAGCGUCAAAGUGUCCACCCGACUGGCACCAACACAACAACCGAUGUUUCUACUUUCAAUCCUCCACCAAGAACUGGGUUAAUGCUGAGACACAUUGCCAGACCAUGGGUGGGAACCUUGCAUCGAUACACCACGGUGACGAGCAUAACUUCCUUCAGACCUUGACUCAGUCAGAAGCAUGGAUUGGAGGCUCAGAUUGCCAAACACCUGGAAGCUGGUUUUGGAUCGAUGGUACAGGCGUGUCCGGAACAUUCUGGUGUCCACAAAAACCAGACAACACACAACAAGAGUGCUGUCUGAAGACCAACACUCAAAUCGGCAAAUGCUGGGAUGACACCGCCUGUGACACACUACUGCCAUAUGUGUGUGCAAAGUCUCUUUAGACUGCAGGCUGACCUGGAUCCAUACAAGCAGAAGACUAUGGAUGGAUAGAUAUCUGAAGAACAUAACGCAGACAUCCUUUCAUACAGUCGUGGUCAAAAGUUUACAUACACUUGUAAAGUAUUGUGGUAUUGUGGCCAAACAGCUCAAUUUUUGGACAGAGAUAAGACCUUCUGUAGGAAAGUUCUGUGGUCAGAUGAAACAAAAAUUGGGCUGUUUGGCCACAAUACCCAGCAAUAUGUUUGGAGGAGAAAAGUUGAGGCCUUUAACCCAAGGAACACCAUUCCUACCGUCAAGCAUGGUGGUGGUAGUAUUAUUCUCUGGGCCUGUUUUGCUGCCAAUGGAACUGGUGCUUUACAGAGAGUAAAUGGGACAAUGAAAAAGGAGGAUUACCUCCAAAUUCUUCAGGACAAGCUAAAAUCAUCAGCCCGGAGGUUGGGUCUUGGGCGCAGUUGGGUGUUCCAACAGGACAAUGACCCAAAACCCACGUCAAAAGUGGUAAAGGAAUGGCUAAAUCAGGCUAGAAUGAAGGUUUCAGAAUGACCUUCCCAAAGUCCUGACUUAAAACAUGUGGACAAUGCUGAAGAAACAAGUCCAUGUCAGAAAACCAACACAUUUAGCUGAACUGCAUCAAUUUUGUCAAGACGAGUGGUCAAAAAUGCAAGCAUAAGCUUGUGGAUGGCUACCAAAACAUCUUAUUGCCGUGAAACUUGCCAAGGGACAUGUAAGCAAAUAUUAACAUUGCUGUAUGUAUACUUUUGACCCAGCACAUUUGCUCACAUUUUCAGUAGACCCAUAAUAAAUUCAUAAAAUAACCAAA
Messenger RNA from Entelurus aequoreus (snake pipefish), 1432 nucleotides. RefSeq names its product type-2 ice-structuring protein-like. Bases 150 to 614 code for a protein of 154 amino acids. The record is from RefSeq and is a predicted model, not a curated record. NCBI's taxonomy places the organism in Eukaryota, Metazoa, Chordata, Actinopteri, Syngnathiformes, Syngnathidae. The transcript is spliced from 7 exons.